Molecule: messenger RNA, 1682 nt
Organism: Sitodiplosis mosellana (orange wheat blossom midge)
Lineage: Eukaryota; Metazoa; Arthropoda; Insecta; Diptera; Cecidomyiidae
Product: lysosomal Pro-X carboxypeptidase
Exons: 7
Coding region: 203-1588 (461 amino acids)
Biological process (GO): proteolysis
Molecular function (GO): dipeptidyl-peptidase activity; serine-type exopeptidase activity
Source: RefSeq, a predicted model, not a curated record
UCACAUAAAUAAUCUGUAUACGCCAAAGUUCGUUUGUUUUUCAUCGAUAGUUCGACACAACAGCAAAACAAGCGAAAAUAUUUCAAGUGAUAAUUCUUAUCAAUCAAGUGGUAAUUGAAUUAAGUCCCUGAAUGUGAAUAACGUUGGUUUGGUUCAUUAUUUAAUUUGAAUUUAGGAUCUAGAAUAAAUAUUAUUUUCUAAAAUGCAAAUCAAUCAAUUCAAAUGGUUUUUAUUAUUAAUGGGAGGUUUAUUGACGGUGAAUGCCGGUGAAUAUCACUACAAUGUUUCCUAUUUCGAGGUUGCAUUGGAUCAUUUCAGCUUUGCGAAAAACAAAACUUUCCAACUUCGGUACUUGACGAAUGAUACGUUUUCAAAAGAUGAUCGAAAAAGUCCGAUUUUUUUCUAUGCGGGAAAUGAAGGUAACAUUGAGACCUUUGCCCAAAACACUGGUUUCAUGUGGGAAAUUGCCGAAGAGUUUGGUGCAUCGAUAGUCUUUGCCGAGCAUCGUUAUUAUGGGAAAUCACAACCGUUUGGAAAUAGCUCAUUUGAUUCACCCGAACAUUCGGGAUACUUGACAUCGCAACAAGCAUUGGAAGACUAUGCUCAGUUGUUGGUUCAACGAGUCAAUCCAAAGAAACGGCCAGUGAUUGUAUUCGGUGGUUCGUACGGUGGAAUGUUGGCAGCUUGGUUCCGUAUGAAGUAUCCACAUCUUGUAAUUGGUGCCAUUGCGUCAUCUGCACCCAUCUUUCAGUUUACCACCGAAUGCGGCCGAUUCAAUACCAUUGUGUCCAAUGUGUUUACCGUUGGACAGGGCAAUUGCUCCAAAAACAUUCGCCAAUCAUGGGAUGUGCUAAAGAAACAGGGCGCUACGCAAGAUGGACUCAACGCUCUGAAAGCGAAAUUUAAGAUCUGUGAUAGUUACUCGUUUACGAAACUUAAAGCAUUUGAGGAUUAUCUCAAUGACGUGUACGGAGCAUUAGCAAUGGUCAACUAUCCAUAUAGCACAAGCUUUUUAGCUCCACUACCACCAAAUCCCGUCACUGAGUACUGUGCCCGGAUCAAUGGAGUGUAUAACGAUGACCAAAUACUCGAUAACCUUCACAAUGCAUUACAAAUCUACACUAAUUAUACUGGACAAACGAAGUGCCUUAACAUUGAAUCGGCUUUUGAUGCAUCAAUGUCUGGUUGGGAAUUUCAGGCAUGCACUGAAAUGGUGAUGCCGAUGUGUACCAAAGAGAGUAAAAAGAGUAUAUUUCCACCGUCUGAAUGGGAUUUCAAGAAAUAUUCCGAUGACUGUUUCGCCAAAUGGAAAGUGCUUCCGAAGAUAGAUAUGGCAACCACGGCUUAUGGGGAAAACUUGAAAUACGCUUCGAAUAUUGUAUUCAGUAAUGGUUUAAUGGAUCCAUGGUCUGGCGGCGGUGUUUUGCGUGCGCCAAACGAUAAGAUUACAAUAAUCAUAAUUCCAGAUACGGCCCAUCAUUUGGAUUUAAGAGCAUCAAAUCCAAAUGAUCCAGCAUCGGUGAUUGCAGCACGUAGAUUAGAAAAGGAUGCAAUUCACAAAUGGCUCGAACAAGAAAACUAUGUAUAAUAAUUACACAAAAAUUGUAGCAUCGAUUAAAAUGGUUUUAAAUUUAUUGAAACUAACAGGAUGAACAAAAUAUAUAUCAAAAUUUUCAAACCGA